Molecule: messenger RNA, 1852 nt
Organism: Pelagomonas calceolata
Lineage: Eukaryota; Pelagophyceae; Pelagomonadales; Pelagomonadaceae
Source: the annotation of a GenBank genome assembly
GUUUGGCCAAGCCUGCGAAGGCCAUUAGGCAGCUUGUACGGCACCCUACCGCAGCCGAGAAAGCGACGAGCGCUCGCAGCCUUACCACCACAACUCGCGCCCUCGCGGGGCUGCCGGACGCCCUCCAACGGGGGCAUACCAAGACAGAUCAGCAGAGGGGCUGCCUGCCAGACGCCGUCGACGCGAGCCACGAUAGACCAUGGGAGACGCUAAGGUCGUCCCCACGAAGCCCUCGACGCUGCCCGAGGUCGGCUUCGGGCGGCGCAAGGUCGCCGCCGUCGCCGCGACGAAAUUGCUCGCGCGAAAGAAGAAGGCGACGCUCCUCCACAAGACGGCGCCCAAGCCGCCGCUGACCUACCAGUACCACGUCGGCAAGGGCAACAACUCGCGCCUCAUCCUGCAGGCCCUGAGGAAGCGACCGUGGUUCGUCCCCAAGAAUGAUAGCUCAAAGCAGCGCGUCUUUGUCUGGGAGAUGUAUCGCAAUAGGAAGCGGUUUGAAAGGGAGAAGAACCGCAUCGCGUGCAACCACCUCGAGCACAACACCUGCCUGGUCAAUAAAGAUGGAUUGUAUCGGACGAUGCGCGCGUACUGUGCGACUGAAGGACGGGAGCCCAUGGAUCAGUUCAUGCCCCUCACGUUCCACGUGACCACUCUGGAAGAUGAGGAGUGGACGUCGUUCAAGGCGGCGUUCGUGAAGCACUCUACUGAGGAGCAAGAGGCGCGCGCCACGAACUUGUGGAUCCUCAAGCCGGCGAGCAUGUCGAACCGGGGCUUCGGCAUCCGGGUGGCGAACGACCUGGCGGUACGUGUUCCGGCGUCCUUCUCUGUCGGUGAGUCGUCGCGGCGAUGGCGUCUGCGAGAGCGCCUCAUGCGCCAUCGACGCGGCGAGCGACCGGCGACGCCGUCCGCGAGAGUUUGGUACAGCCCGCACGCCAUCGACGCGGCUCAUUGCUGAACCCCAACGCAGGAGAUCGAGGCCAUCGUGAGCACGGAGGCGCGGAAGGACGCGCGAUGCGGCGGCUGGGUCUGUCAGAAGUACAUUGAAAGGCCCUUACUCAUCGACGGAAGAAAGUUCGAUAUUCGGGCCUUUUGCCUGCUGGUGACCGACCGGAAGGGUCGCAUCCAGGCCUACGCGCACCGGUCCUGUUCCUACGUGCGGACGUCCUCCACCAAGUACUCGCUCAAGCCCCAGGACCUGGCCAAGAAGGGCGUCCAUCUGGUCAAUGACGGCGUCCAGAACAAAGAGGAGUCCUACGGCAAGUUCGAGGCCGGCAACAAGCUGGCGCUGGCGGAUUUCGCGCAACGCGUCGACGCGCCCGCCAAUUGGCUGGAGGAGACGCUCAUACCAAGGAUGGAGGCCAUCAUGCGGUACACGAUCGACGCCGCCCACGCCAGGCUGAACCCGAAGAAGCGCCAGGCGUGCUUCGAAUUGCUCGGGUUUGACUUUAUGCUCGAUGCUGAUUUACGCGUUGAUUUGAUCGAGAUUAACAGCAACCCGUGCCUCGAAACGUGGAGCUGUCCCUUGUUGGAGGGAUUGAUACCGAAGCUCGUGGACGACGUGCUGCGCGUGGGCUUGGACCAGAUAUUGCCUCCUCCGUCCAAGGCGAAAUUGACGAAGCGCCAAACUGAAGCUGUCGAAGCUUUGGAGGCCGCGGGGCACGACUUCACAAAGAUUUUCGGCCCGUCUGAGGAGCAUGUUCAUUUCGCGGAGGCGCCGGCCGAGCCUGCUUCGGAGCCGACCGCGGAGCCGAGCGCGGGGACCGCGGCGGGCGGCGGGUGGGUGAAGCGCGUCGACCCUGAUACGGGUGCUGCGUUCUUCGCCAAAGAGUAAGUGUGUGUUGUGUGUCUGGCC